Lucilia cuprina (Australian sheep blowfly) is the source of this 4592-nucleotide messenger RNA. Its product is annotated as nose resistant to fluoxetine protein 6-like. The record is from RefSeq and is a predicted model, not a curated record. Lineage: Eukaryota; Metazoa; Arthropoda; Insecta; Diptera; Calliphoridae. The coding region runs from base 1 to 1998 and encodes 665 amino acids. Gene Ontology annotation, molecular function: acyltransferase activity, transferring groups other than amino-acyl groups. The transcript has 10 exons.
AUGUCCUCACUGUCAAUCCUUGUCAUGGAGUUAAUAUUUGUCCCACCGCAAAACAAUUUGAUUUUGACAUUAGAGUUAAACUUAAACUUUCUUAUAUUUUAUAUUUCAGUGUUUGAUGCCUCUGUCCGUAGUCCUACUGGUAUUGAGAGUGGAAUUCUGUAUCAUUUCGGUCACUACGAUCAAUGUUUACAUACACAUAAUUUUAAAUCUCAUUUAGGAUAUAGGACGAACAAAGAAACACCCGUUCAAGCUAAAUAUUGUUUGGUCGAUGUGAAAAUUGAAGGUCUAACUACAUUGCAGUCUGGAUCACGUGAAAAGCAGCCAUUGGAAUUGACAACCCAUUGGGGCGUAUGUAUACCAGCCGCAUGUCGUGCUAAUGAUGUUGCAAUUUAUUUGCAACAUACACUGCAACGCAAUGUGACGGUCAACGACAAAAUGUGCCAAUAUAGAGGCGGACAUGAGCUGCAUAUCAGUGAAGGCAUGUUUAUUUAUGCUUUGUUUAUUUUGUUCUUUUUAUUCUUGGCCAUAUUGAGUACAUUGUAUCACAUCUAUUUGAUAAGUUCGAAACGCAAUGAGGAAAAUAUUGCAAAAACUUUGGCACGUAAUGAAAUUUUAAAUAUCGCUUUGUUAUCGUUUUCGAUAAUUGAAAAUAUAAAAAAGCUUUUUCAAGCCAGUAAAGAUCAAUUGGGUUUGAAUUCUAUUAAUGGCAUUAAAGCAUUGGCCAUGUUAUUUAUCUUGGCUGGUCAUGUUUUGUCGUUCAUCUACGGCAGUCCAGUCUACAAUCAGGAAUUCAUAGACGAGAAUAUAAAAUCACCUAUGUUUGGUUUUUUGAGCAACUCUCUGUUAUUUGUUGAUGUUUUCCUUUUAUUGAGUGGUUUCUUGUUUUGUCGCAUACUUCUUAUUGAAUUGGAAAGACGCAAGGGGAAAUUAAAUGUUUUGAUUUUGUAUGUUGGCCGUUAUAUACGUUUGACACCUGCUUAUUUGGCCAUUAUUGGUUUUUACAUCACUUGGUUUCCCAGCAUUGGCAGUGGGCCGUUGUGGCAGCAGCGUAUCGAGAGGGAGCAGGAACGUUGUCAGUUAUCAUGGUGGUCGAAUAUAUUGUAUAUAAAUAAUUAUAUUGGCUCAGGAAAGUUGUGCAUGUUUCAAUCGUGGUACUUAUCGGUGGACUCACAACUUUUCUUUAUGGCUCCAAUUGUUAUAUAUCUUUUGAAUAAAUCACGCAAACAUGGUUUAAAUUUAUUGUUGGUCUUAGUGGCGGUAACAUCAGUCAUUCCAUUUGUAGUUACAUAUCUAAAUAAACUAGAUCCAACUUUAAUGAUAUACCCCAGUGAAGUUGCCGAUUUAGCUAGUAAUGUCUACUAUAGCACUACCUACAUUAAGACACACAUGAGAGCUUCGGCUUACGUCAUAGGAGUAUUAACUGGUUACCUAGUACAUUUGAUGCAAGCAAAAAGCACAAAAUUACCCAAAUGGUUUGUACGUGGCUUUUGGUUAUUUGCCAUUUUCAUUGGUGUGGCCUCCAUGUUUUCCGUUACACGUUUUUAUGUAACUCCCUAUAAUAAUUUGGAAAGUACCAUGUAUGCUGGUUUUCAUAAAUUGGGUUGGAAUGUGGCUGUUGCUUGGCUUGUUCUAUCGGUUACAACGGGUCAUGCUCCCGGACUGCAAAAGUUUUUAAGUAGUCGUGCAUUUGCUCCUAUAUCACGUUUGACAUAUUGUGCUUACCUUUCUAACGGUAUAGUUGAAUUGUAUUAUUCGUCUAGUGUAAAGGUGCCAAGUUUUAUGGGUUAUUUACAUUUGUCCACUGACAUUUUUGGUCAUAUCUUGGAUACAUUUUUAAUUGCUUUAAUUUUAUGUUUAUUGUUCGAAUCGCCUAUACACGCUUUGGAACGCAUAUUAAUGAGCAGUUUCCGUAAGACUACAAAUAUAUCUACCAAAAAUAAUUCGAAUAAUAAUAAUGAUAAUCAAACACCGAGUACUUCAGAAGAACAAGUAGCUUAAUUUCUAAGAUAUUAAAACUAAACAUUUUCUUUUUAGUAACAAAGAAAAUCUCAUAUUGUGAUAAUUACAUAUUUUCUGAAUUGUUAUAUAUUAUUUUCUAUUUUAAUUCAUUUCACUAUUUUAUUUAACACUUGCCUUUUAUUAUAAUUUAUAAUCACUCUUCAUCCUAUCAUACUUUAUAUAAACAAAUUUUGGGUUUAAAUGUCACAUCUUAUUCUCUUUUAGUGAAUAGUUAAUCAGAUUAAAAAAAAACUUUUCCUGAAACAAGUUGCCCAGAGUUUAAACAACUUUUUUAGUGUAAACUUACUUAGAGUCUAAACAACUUCUCUAGUCAAAGGUUGCUUAGUGUAUGAACAACUUUUUAGCAAAAAUUUGCUGAGUUUGGACAAUUACUCUAGUAAAGAGUUUUUCAAUGUUUGAUUAACUUUUUAAUUGAAAUCAUGUCUAGCAAAGACAAAUUUAAUAAAAAUUUGGUCAUCGUCUAAACAACUUUUCUCGUAAAAAGUUACUCAGACUCUGAACAACUUUUUAAGCAAAAAAUCUGAUUAAAUUUCUUGUAAAAUGUUGCUCAGAGUCUGAUCAACAUUUAUAGCAAAAAGUUGGUCAGAGUCUGAUCAACAUUUCUAGCAAAAAGUGGCUCAGGGUUUAAUCAAGUUUUCUAGUAAAAAGUUUUUUAGAGUCUGAUCACGUUUUCUAGUAAAAAGUUGUUUAGAGUCUGAUCAUGUUUUCUAGUAAAAAGUUGUUUAGAGCCUUAUCAAGUUUUCAAGUAAAAAGUUGCUCAAAGUAUGAUCAAUAUUUCUAGUAAAAAGUUGUUCAGAUCCUCAUCAACAUUUCCAGUAAAAAGUCUUAUCAACAUUUCUAGUAUAAAGUUGCUCAGAGUCUGAUUAAGUUUUCUAGUAAAAAGUUGGUCAGAAUCUGAUCAAUAUUUACAGUCAAUAGUUACUCAGAGUCUCAUCAACAUUUCCAAAGAAAAGUUUUUAAGAAUCUUAUCAACAUUUCUAGUAAAAAGUUGCUCAGAGUCUGAAUAAGAUUUCUAGUAAAAAGUUGUUCAGAGUCUUAUCAACAUUUCUAGUAAAAUGUUGCUCAGUCUGAUCAACUUUUAUCGUAAAAUAUUGCUCAGAGUGUGAUAAUAUUUUCUAGUUAAAAGUAGUUUAGAGUCUGAUUAAUAUUUCAAGUAAAAAGUUUUUUACAGUCUUAUCAACAUUUUUAGUAAAAUGUUGCUCAGAGUUCGAUCAACAUUUCCUGUAAAUUGUUGCUCAGAGUCUGAUAAACUUCCUAUUAAAGUUUCUAAUAAAAAGUUGCUCAGAGUUUGAUUAACAUUUUCAGUAAAAAGUUGUUCAAAAUCUUAUUAACUUUUCUAGUAAAAAGUUGCUCUGAGUAUCAUCAACAUUUCCAGUAAAUUGUUGGUGAGAGUUUGAUCCACUUUUCUAGUAAAAAGUUGCUUAAAGUCUGAUCAACAUUUCCAGUAAAAUGUUGCUCAGAGUUUGAUCAACAUUUCCAGUAAAAUGUUGCUCAGAGUAUGAUCAACUUUUCUAGUCUUAUCAACAUUUUUAGUAAAGAAUUGCCCAAUAUUAGUAAAAAAAUUAUCAGAAUACCAUCAACUUUUCUAGCAAAGAGUGAUAAAUUUUUUAAGUAAAAAGUAGCUCAGAGCCUAAUCAAAAUUUCUAGUAAAAAAUUGCUCAGUCUGAUCUACUUUUAUCGCUAAAAGUUCUUCAGAGUCUCAUCAGCUUUUCUAGUAAAAAAUUGUUCAGAGUCCGAGCAUCUUUUCUAAAAAAAUGUUGCUUAAAGACUGGUAAAUUGUUUAAGAAAAAAGUAGCUCAAUGUCUAAUACACAUUUCUAGUAAAAAGUUUCUAAGUCCGAUCAACUUCUGUAGAAAAAAAUUGCUCAGAGCCUGAUCAACUUUUCUAGUAAAAAAAUCUCAGAGUUUGAUCAGUUUUUCUAGUAGAAAGAAGAUCAGUAUCUGAUCAACAUUUCUAUUAAAAAAGUUGUUCAGAUUCUGAUAAACUCCUUGUUGCACUAAUAAAAUGACAAUCCUAAUAAAAUGACAAUUCUUUCAGUUAAAAAGUUCUUCAGAACUUUGAAGAACUUUCUUUAAAAUAUGAUUAACUAUUAUAAAGAAUAAUGCUUUGUUUCUGAACAGAUUCUAAACAAGUUUUCUACAAAAAAGUUCUAUCCUAUAAGUUUUUCAAAACUUAGAAAAUUUCUUCAUAAUUCCAACAGUUGAUCGUAAGCUCAUUAACUUUUUCAUUCUUUUUCAUUUCGAUAACAUUUUCACUCAUCACUAAUUAUUCAACAUAACCACAAUUUAAAUAUGUCAAAAAUAGUAAUAAGUUCGAUUUUAAAUAAGCAUUUUAAGGGAUGAGUUCGUUAAACAAAAGUGGCUGAAAUUUGUUUAAUUUUUAUUGUAAUUCUCUUAUUAUUUAAGAAUUUUGUAUAUAAUUAUAAUCCUACGCGACCUAUUUUUGAUUAAUGUAAGGUUUUUGGAACUAAACUAUAAAAUUUUGUUUUCAGAUGUAAAUAUUUGUAAGGAUGCUUGUUUGAAUGUGUAAAAUUUAUAAAAUAAAAUUGUUAAAUUUUGUUUUGUUUAAUUUAA